Messenger RNA from Theobroma umbraticum, 459 nucleotides. RefSeq names its product RING-H2 finger protein ATL40-like. The record is from RefSeq and is a predicted model, not a curated record. Gene Ontology annotation, biological process: protein ubiquitination. Lineage: Eukaryota; Viridiplantae; Streptophyta; Magnoliopsida; Malvales; Malvaceae.
AUGUCAUCCGCACAAACCCUAUUGAGCGACCUCCAACUUGCAGUCUGGGUGACGAUAAUAGCAGUACUGAUAAUAGUUGCCUUCAUGUUUUGCUGCGACAAAGGCUUAAGGGAAAGUCUCCGAGCUCAUCCUCCCCAAGAUAUUGAAACCGGGAGACCACGCAAUAACCAGGCCAGGCAAAGACAGCCACCGGCGAGCCAGCAGGCAGCUGCAGUACUAGUCUUGGCAGGGACCAUUGUUAUCUACAAGGAUGGAGGAACUAAAUCAAACUGCACCGAUUGUGCGAUAUGCUUGGGAGAGUUGAAGGAUGGAGAUGAGUGUAGGGUUCUUUCCAAAUGCAAACAUAUGUACCAUAAGCUUUGCAUAGAUAAGUGGCUGGUUAAGGAUACGCAUUGCCCACUUUGUCGUGCUUCUGUCCAUGAUUCGGAACCAACCACUCAGAUUGUAAACAGUUCUUAG